Messenger RNA from Alternaria rosae, 1314 nucleotides. Its product is annotated as chaperonin 10-like protein. The record is from RefSeq and is a predicted model, not a curated record. Gene Ontology annotation, molecular function: oxidoreductase activity, acting on NAD(P)H. Lineage: Eukaryota; Fungi; Ascomycota; Dothideomycetes; Pleosporales; Pleosporaceae. The transcript is spliced from 3 exons. Bases 188 to 1297 code for a protein of 369 amino acids.
AUUUUCUCAACCUCCGAAUACCCGAAGACCUCCCGUAGCUGACACUCUAGAACUUCGUCCGCCUGAGCUGAGAGGAAUGCAGUAAGCUGACUAUCAGAGUGAAAAGUAGAGAGCGGCAUCUUGGGUCCGCCAUGAAUCCAAUUGACUCGGCACACUAGGAUUGCGCUUCUCUACAGAGUACCAGACAAUGGAAACAUCAAUUCUCCCAGCGCUACCCCCAUUGCGACAGGCUGUUGUGCAGUCAGCUACGAUACCCGGGUCCUUUGACCUCCGCACUGACCUGCCCAUGCCAACCAUGUCACCUGACCAUGUCCUCAUCAAGGUGAGCGCAGUGGCAGUCAACCACUGCGACUACAAAAUGCCAGCCCGAAUACAUUGUCCCAACACGGUCGAUGGAUGCGACUUCUCUGGCACGGUUGUGCGCGUUGGCGAUGAUGUUGCCGGUACCCUUGGUGGCUUGCAAAUUGGCGAUCGCGUUGCUGGUGCUCAGAUGGCCUCCCAAGCUCGACGACCCUGGUCGGGUGCCUUCACUGAUUACAUUGCCGAAAAGCCUGACAACCUAUGGCGCGUUCCUGACCACUUCUCUUGGGAACAAGCGGCUUCGAUAGGUUGCGCUGUGGCCAGUAGCGUGGGAAUGGCGCUUUGGUGGGAGAUGAAGCUGUCUGGAACGCCCGAAGAACCGACGAAAGAUCCCAAAUUCGUUCUCGUCUAUGGUGGAUCUACGGCCAGUGGAACCUUUGCCAUGCAGCUAUUGAACAUGUCGGGCUAUCGAGUCAUCACGACCUGCUCUCCCAAGAACUUCAAGCUUGUGGAAGAGUACGGAGCCGAGAAGGCUUUCGAUUACCACUCGCCAACGUGCGGGGAGGACAUGAGAGCAUACACCAAGAACUCGCUGGAAUAUGCACUAGACAUCAUUACCGAGGCGAAGUCUAUCCGUCAGUGCUACGCAGCUAUUGGACGUGGUGGUGGUAGAUACAUCGGGUUUGAGCUUCUGCCGGAUGAACUGAUGGCCACGAUGAGGAAGGCUGUCAAGCCAACCUGGGUCAUGGGCUUAGAGGUGGCAGGGUUAGAGUUGGAAUUACCAGGAGGAUACUAUCGCAAGGCAAACCCCGAGCUCCACGUCUGGCUUCACGGGUGGAUCAAGCGCUUUGCCGCCUUGCUCGACUCCAAAAGAUUGAAACCGCAUCCCAUGCAGAUCAACCCGGGCGGAUUAGCAAAGGUGAUUGACGGACUGGGAGUCUUGCAGCGUAAGGAAGUCUCAGCGCAGAAGCUGGUAUAUCCUUUGUAUGACUAUUAGAUAGUAUUCAUAGCUCA